Molecule: messenger RNA, 6501 nt
Organism: Cyprinodon variegatus (sheepshead minnow)
Lineage: Eukaryota; Metazoa; Chordata; Actinopteri; Cyprinodontiformes; Cyprinodontidae
Gene: iffo1b
Product: intermediate filament family orphan 1
Exons: 9
Coding region: 494-2380 (628 amino acids)
Source: RefSeq, a predicted model, not a curated record
AAAAAAAUGUGGGUACCGUACCCACCUCUGAUAAAUACUACUGACGUUUUGAGUUUUUCUGUGCUCCUUUAUUCGCGUGUUUACGGUAGGAUGAUCCUCCAAUCCCGCAGCACCUUUUCCUGCUUGCGGUUACAUCUUUCAGCCUGAACUCCAUUAAGGAGUGAGAAGCUGCAUUUGUUUGUCGUUCAUUCAUCUGCUGCCUCUUCUCUCUUUCAUUUCUUUCUGUUUCUUUUUGCAGAGCAUCUCCUAGUGUUUGGUAGAUUCCACCUCUGCUGGUUUUCGCUGAGGACCGUAAAGAGAUUAUAGGGAUCCAGCAGCAGCAGUUGACGUUAAGACCUCCGGGCUUUAAGGAUCAGGUUUUUAUUUAUAAACGCUUACAUAAACCGGCAAACAGUGGCGUGUUGCUGUGUUUCCGAAGGCUUCCUUCUGUUUAAAACAUAGUUUAUUCUUAAACAAUAUUCUGCUGUAGGAAGACAUUUAUCCGCCCGAGUUCAUGCCAGAUCUGCAGCGCUUUAGUUUUAAAUACCAUAGCAUGAAUCCUUUGUUGGGGGCCAACACGCAUCCCCAGCAGCAGAGCCAGGCCCCCGGACACCCGGACUCCCCCUCUGUCCUCCUUCCCGAAGCCGCGUUUGGCGGACCGGACCCGGCGUCUCUUCUUCUGUCCGAUCAGCUGGCACCGGGGCCCGACCUGCCGGGACAGCCGCAGACCUCUCCUUACCCCCACCACGCCCAGAGCGGCCCCUACCAGCACCGCGCAGUGCCGCCGCAGCAGCAGCCGCACCCCCCUGCAGCCAUGGCCCUCAGGAACGACCUGGGCUCCAACAUCAGCGUGCUGAAGACCCUUAACCUCAGGUUCCGAUGCUUUUUGGCCAAAGUGCAUGAACUGGAGCGCAGGAAUAAAAUUUUGGAGAAGCAGCUGCAGCAGGCGCUGGAUGCCAACAAGAGCUGUCAGGAUGGAUGCUGUGAGAACAAACUGCACACCCAGGAGGCAGGUGUGCAAACUGGGUUUGUGGGGACCAUCCCACUCAGACCAGGCUCUCUUCCAUUUCACAACACUAACAACUCAGCAAGGAGGCCCACAAGCCUGUUUCCACCAUCAUCUGCAACAACUUUCUCACCAGCAGCUACUGAAAACUCCUUUUUAACCCAAACCAAUGCAACCUGCAACCCAACCAUCACCAUCAGCCAGUCCUCCCCCUGUGUGGAUUCUCCGGUGUCAACCAAAGGAACCCAACACAUCUCCACCAACCCUCCUCCACGGUUCCUGCCGGGGACCAUCUGGUCUUACAACCAUACCCGCAAGUUUGGCCCUGGGGCAGAGCGCCUGCCAAGCCCCGGGGUAUCCUGGAUGCACCCGGAUGGAGUUGGGGUCCAGAUUGACACCAUCACCCCUGAGAUAAGAGCCCUCUACAAUGUCCUGGCUAAAGUGAAGAGAGAGAGAGAUGAAUAUAAACGAAGAUGGGAGGAAGAAUACACAAUGAGGAUGGAUCUGCAACAGAAGAUAGCCGAUCUUCAAGAGGACCUGCAGGAGAGUGAAGGUUGUCAGGACGAACUGGCUCUUAGAGUGCAGCAGCUUAAGGCAGAGCUGGUUCUCUUCAAAGGCCUCAUGAGCAAUAAUUUGUCUGAGCUAGACACGAAAAUCCAGGAGAAAGCCAUGAAGGUGGACAUGGACAUCUGCCGGCGAAUCGACAUCACUGCUCGUCUGUGUGAUGUCGCACAGCAGAGAAACUGUGAAGAUGUGAUCCAAAUGUAUCAGGUCCCAAACAACCAAUCCACUCUAAGUAUCAGGCGUAAACCAACCCCCCUGUCAAUUAACGGGACUGAGUGUGAGGAACCCGUCAACACCGAAAGCGAGAUGGGCGUGGCUAAAGAAGAGGAACACUUUGGCUCCUCGGCCAAUCAGAUCAACGAGGAGAUGCAGAGGAUGCUGACCCAACUACGAGAAUGUGAAUUUGAGGAUGACUGUGAUAGUCUGGCAUGGGAGGAGACUGAAGAGACACUUCUUCUUUGGGAGGAUUUCCCAGGAUGCACUCUACCUCCCGAUCCGACCCACCAACCAGGAGAGGAGGACUGUCUGGAAAAGGUGAUUAAUGACACAGAAUGUCUCUUCAAGUCCCGCGAGAAGGAAUACCAAGAGACAAUUGACCAAAUUGAGCUGGAAUUGGCCACAGCCAAGAGUGACAUGAACCGGCACCUGCACGAGUACAUGGAGAUGUGCUCAAUGAAGAGAGGCCUGGAUGUUCAGAUGGAGACCUGCAGGAGGCUCAUCACUCAGAGUGGAGACAGUACCCCUGUUGUUCCAUCAGAAGAGAGCGAUCAGAGAGAAACAGACAAGUCUUCGUCUUCCUCCCUCUCUUCAUCAAGCAAUGGGAGAACUUGACAGUUUAUCACACGGCUGUUUAAAGAUGCUGCAUUCAUGUGACCUCUGGGUCAAACGGCAACAGUACAACACUGUAAACACCUAAACUAUGGCAAUGCUGUGUUUACAUUGCCUCAUGCAACAAAACCUUAAAUUAUUGAAUUAUCUGUUGUCUGUGAAUAUCAGUCUGAGAGAAAUCCUAAAAAAAGCAAACCUUGUGAUUAAUUUAAGAAUGCGAGAAAGUUAAGAUUCUGAACAAAAAAACAGCUGUUAGUCUUUGUGAAGAAAGGAUGCAACAAAAAACUCAAAACAAGCUUAUUUGAAUUUCCAACUCAUCACACACUUUAUUGAUGAUGUAUGAGCAACAAUAACAUGAAGGAAAUAUUUUAUCCUUGAGGUCCACUCCUGAUAUAUUUCAUGUCUUCCUGUCCAUUGAAUUUCAAAAUUAAUAAAUUUAUUGUUAGAAUACUGAUGCCAUAAAUAUAACAAGUUAUUUUCCCCCAUUAGAAAGUUUCUAAGUAAUGCAUUCUUUUUGUAAGAUAGGAUCAUCUGAUGCACAAUUUAUUAGUUUUUUUCAACAGAUAUCUUCAUAAAUUAAUACCAUAUGCUAAUUGUUUUACAAAUCAAAGAAAGAGAUAAAUAUAAAAAAAAAUAAUUUCAAACAGAGUCAAAGUUUUUGCUGGACCUCAUACUCCACUACAAACAUCUGUUGUUGAGCCAAACCAGUUUAAUAUGCAAAAAUGAUUCUGGGAGGGGAGACGGUCAAAGACAAGCUUGUGCAGUCUCAUUAUUUAUAGGCUAAGAAUCGUGUAAUUUCCUCUCCCACCUCUCAGGCUCCUUUUAGCUGAACUACUGUUAAGAUGAACUCACCACCAUGCUGUAAGUUGCUUGGUGAUUAAAUUUAGACGGGCUUUAAAGGAACAAACAACGUUUUGCUUUCAGAGAACCGUAUCUAAGCAUUAUUACUGAGUGGUGGUGGUAAACAUAACAGAGCACUAAUAUGAUAACCGACAACAUACUACGUUUAAAAAAAAAAUAAAAUUACAUGAAUGCAAUAAGCACUGAAUAAUAAAGUUCUCGAGGCGGUUACCUGUAAGAGCCAGCUUAUUGACUGCCGAGUGUCAGUGUAAAGAAAAAUUAAGGAAUUGAUUUUGUUUUUUUUAAGGAAAUUGUUUCUGUAUGCAAAAAUUACAUUAAAAAAAAAAAGCUUUCUAAGGGAUUCUAAGAGAUAUUCACUGUUGGUAAAAAAAAAAAAAAUUGGCCAAUCACAACGGUUUAAAAAUUAUCCUUUUGAUUUUUGAGUUGUGUUAAGAUGGCAGAAAUCUACUUAAAAACGUCCUGAUUAGCUGUUGCUUUAAGUCUUGGGUAAAAAAAACAAAAAUUUUCCUAAUUCUUUAAGCUGAUUGCUUAAAAUGGUUGACAACAAUUUAAGAUAUUUAUUUUGUAUAACCUCUCCACAGCUCCUCACUAUAAACAAAUCUUUCAGAGUUCUUUUCCAUGGCAGAAAUUAGAUAUGGACCUGCUCGUCUUGUUAUUUGCCCUCCAAAUAGAGCUAAUCUAUAUUCCUCCAAGUUAGACAUAGUCAGUGCAAAUAAGACACCAGGAAAACAUGUAUGGAAUACAUAAAAAACAAUGAAAAUCUCUUAAGGAUAUUGGCUUGUGGGCCAGAGAACAACGUAGCUUGAACAUUUUUAAAAGGCCUACUCUAUCAUAGAAAAUAACUUAAACAAAAAGAUCAACGUCUGUGGAGGUAUAAAAUAAGUCCACCUUGAGCUUAUCUCUGCUCUCUCUGCGUCACUUACUAUUAAUAACUCAACUGUUUUUUCCAAACUUUUGCAGCUUAAAAGGCUGGAGUAAAGGCUGCUGAUUACUUCAAAUAAUUUCUCAGAACUUAAUUUUAAAUAUCUUUGUUCAAAGACUCUUAUUUUGUUUUAGUUUUAAAGGCUGCUGGUAAGCUACUCAUAUCUCCCCGCAAUCUUAGUUUAAAUUAUAAAAAAAAACUGCCUUAAGAUUCAAUAUUUUUUAAGAUUACGGAACAAGAACAGUUAGAUAAAAUUCCAACCCGAAAACAAUACAGAAAAAUAAUCUCUUCUUUUUUCUACCUGCCUGCAGAAGAGGCAACAAGAACCCCCAAGACAGAGUUUUAAGAAUAAAAUGGUGUCAGUCUGUGCUCAUAAAUAUGGGUGGAAGAAAAAAAUAGUUUAUCAUAGAGUAUGUAGCAGCCAUUGCUCUGACUAUUGUCACUAAUUGAUGAAAACGAAACACUGCUUGGACCAAAUAAAGAAGUUUUGUUAAUCACUACAAAUGAGAUAUUGAUAGCCCUCUAAAAACCUAAAAUAACUCAAACUAUGUGUUUAAGGUUAGAGAUGGUUUCAUGUUUGCUUGACUUUACAGUGAAAACUAUGCUUAAUUUCUCCAGACCUAGAUCGUUUAAAAAAAAAGGAAAAACCCGCAGCCAGUCUAUCCUCCUCAGAAUUUUACCUUUAACAAUCUAAAGCAGUACUUAAAGUUAGUCUUUUGGAGAGUAAGUCCAAUAAAAUAAGCAGCUACAGCAGCAAGGUAUAUGAAAAUUAACAGCUAGCAGCCUCAAUCAUACCUGCAUUCCUCUUAAGUGGGGCUACUGUAACAGGGGUAAUUAGCACAAGGUUUGUGUCAAUGUAAUCCAUACAGAAAAAAAAAAAAAAAUCUUGAAAUUUAACCAAUUCUUUUAGAAGGCAGUGAUGGUACACCUCCUAAAACCUGCCUGGACUGUGCGUUAAAACUGUACUUUGCAAUAAAGAUGAGCCAUUAAUAAUGUGUUUUGCAGUUAAGCUAUAGCUUAGAGUGAGCAUGGGUGAGCAAGAAGACAGCAAAAUAACUGAAAAAUUGUCAAAAAAUGAUUGUCAAAACUCACUGAGUGCCAAAAUAAAUGUCAAUAGUGUGACUCAAUAGGAAAUGGUUGAGAAAAGAGUGAAGCUAUGUCGCCAAGGUGCUUGAUGUAUAUAACUAAACCUAUUUUUGAGCCUAGAAGCGUUUGCACAUUGACAGGAUGAAAAACUAUAUGAAUCAUAUAGUAUGAAGCUGGAUAUGACUUGUUUGUUUCCACUUCCUUAACAUAUUUCAGGUGAACUUAUAAUACAUACCUCAUGUUUCAUUUAUGUUGUGUUUUAAAUCACCAAAUAUACACACCAAUACAGGACAACAUGUCUGGUCAUCUUCACUGUUGAGGGGGGAGUAACCCCUGCAUCACUGCUGUACAAUACUAUCAGAUAAUCUUCUCGUUUUAUUCAGUCUAGCUAAACCAGGUGAAAUGUUGUGACUCUUACUCAAAUUGUUUCAGCGAUAAAAGAUGAUAGCUUUCAGCUUUUGCAUGUGAGGCUGUUUGAAUCAGCUGCUUCGAGUGUUUUACUGCUGUUUUAAUGCUGAAAGAUGUCAAAUAUGUGCCGUGUGAGUCUUCAAACAGCAAUCCCUUUUAUUGUCAGACACCGAGUGAGUCUCUCCUGUAUGCAUGUGCCAGUGUGUCUGUUUUUGAGUCUUUUCAGUGGGUGUUUUUAAAACGACUUUUACUGGCGCAUAUGCAUAGCGUUGUAGAAAAUGAAACAGGAUAACUGAAAGGUGACAUUUCAGACUAAGCUGUCUUUUGUCUGUGGUCACCCAUUAAAUUAAAAAUCAAAUGAUAGCUUUUUUCCAUUAGUAAACUUCCUUUAAGACGUGUGCCUGUCUGCCAAGUGAAGUCAAUUUAAAAACAACUCAAGUUCAGAAAACCGAUCCAGUGAAAUACCAGUGCUUUUGCAAAAUGAGCGUGUAAUGGCUAUGAAAUAAUAAUGAAAAUAUAGCUUUGAUAUAUUAAAGGCGAGCUCUAAGAGGGUCCACAGUCACAUCACUGAAACAAAGGGUAACAAAUCUUGAAUAAAAAUCUGACUUGCAAAAAUGUUGGCAGAUUAAAACAUACAAGCGUGUCUACUGAAGAGAAACCCUUACCUCCAGAGGUUAACACAAAUUUGUGUCAUGUAAAAUAUGUAAACUAAUCCUUUGACCCUAUCAGGAGUUUUGGGUGUUUGACCUUGUGUCAAAACGAAAAAAAUAAAAAAGGUUCUGGUUUCAAAGCUUUAUUGCAGAGCUAAAGUAUGUAAUGUAUAAAGAGAGACUGAAAGAAUAAAAUA